Molecule: messenger RNA, 546 nt
Organism: Hansenula ciferrii
Lineage: Eukaryota; Fungi; Ascomycota; Saccharomycetes; Phaffomycetales; Wickerhamomycetaceae
Gene: CDC8
Product: bifunctional thymidylate/uridylate kinase
Exons: 2
Coding region: 1-546 (181 amino acids)
Biological process (GO): dTDP biosynthetic process; dTTP biosynthetic process; dUDP biosynthetic process
Cellular component (GO): cytosol; cytoplasm; nucleus
Molecular function (GO): dTMP kinase activity; ATP binding
Source: RefSeq, a predicted model, not a curated record
AUGUCUCGUGGUGCUUUGAUAUUGAUAGAAGGUUUAGAUAGAGCAGGGAAAACAACACAAACUGAAAGACUUGUUGAAAGACUAAAGAAAGAAGGUAAAGAUGUUGAACUUAUAAAAUUUCCAGCUCAUUUAUUAUUUUCUGCAAAUAGAUGGGAAUUAGCUAAUGUUAUUAAAGAUAAAUUAACACAAGGCAAAUACAUUGUAUUAGAUAGAUAUGUUUAUUCUGGUGUUGCAUAUACAGCUGCUAAAGGGCUUGAUCAUCAAUGGUGUUUAAAUCCAGAUAUUGGAUUACCAAAACCUGAUUUAACUUUAUUUUUAAAAUUAAAUGAUUCAAGUAAUCGUGAAGGAUUUGGUGAUGAAAGAUAUGAAGUUAAAGAAUUUCAAUUAAAAGUUAGACAACAAUUUGAAAAAUUCUAUAAUGAAUCAAAUUGGAAUACUAUAAUUGUUGAUGGUAAAAAUAUUGAACAAGUUGAAAAUGAAAUUUGGAAUUUAUUAGAAAAAAAAUUAUUUGAACCUGGUGUUAAUGAUGAGAUAAAUAAAUUUUAA